UGUCACUCUUUACUUUAGCUGCUGAGUAGUUUUUUUAAAGAUUGAUUUUAGUGUUUUAUUGCUUAUUUGUUCAAAGUCAAAACAAGCAGAUUUGAUUGUUUUGAUUGAAACUGAUGUUGAAACUGUGCUUCUGCUUCCCCCAAAAAGAGAACAGCGCUCAGUGAACACAUCGUUUUGGGUCAUUUCCCUUCUGGAUCCCCCCCCCCCCCGACGGUCCUUCAGUAGCGAUGUCUCCUCCGAGCACCGAGCUGGUCCUGGUCCUGGUCUUCACCGCCGGCUGGUGCUUCAUGUGUGCGGCCGACGUCGGGGACUUCUCUCCGUGCCUGCAGGUCUUCUACAGGUCUUGGCCCCCUAAAGGUCUGGCGGGGACCCCCAUCUGCCAACGGUUUUACAACCGGUACCGCUUCGCCACGCUGUACAGUCGGCCGCGUCGCUCCCCGUGGUUCUCGGCGUAUUUGUACUCCACCCCGGCGGGAAAGAGGCCCUCGGCGUCCUGGAAGUUUGAGCCUCAGUUAGCCUACCCGGGAGCCAGAGGAGACAUGAUCCCCUUCCCUCCGGGCCCCGUGGACCAGAACGUGGUGGACAGCCAGGCGGUGGAGCUGGACUACAUCAACUCCACCUAUUCCCGCGGCCACCUGAACCCCAGCCUCCACCACCGGAGCCGCGAGGACCGCACCGCCACCUUCACCCUCGCCAACGUGGUCCCUCAGAAGGCGGGCUCCAACGCCGGGCCCUGGAGGGCCCUGGAGCAGCGCGUCAACAGAACCUUGGCGGCCUACUGCCUCGGGGAGGCCCACGUGGUGACCGGCGCCAUCCCUUACCGGGGCGACGGCCGCUGGCUGGGGAACCGGCGCGUGGCCGUGCCGGAGUACCUCUGGUCCGCCUACUGCUGCCCGGACUACAGCCGCAGCCUGCCGGAAGAACUCCGGGGCGCUUUCCCGACCUACGCCGCCAUCGGACGCAACAACCGCGACAGCGGCGAGGAGAUCGUCCCCGUGAGCCCGGCGGUGAAGGAGCAGUUCAGGGGGUUCGACGUGCGGGCGAUGCCACUGGGAACGCUGGAGGGGCACCUGGGGGACCGGCUGGGGGGCAGGGUCAGGGUCUUCUAUGAGCAGUGCUCUGGGUCGGACUGAUGCUGCACACACACCCAGAGAAUACACACACACACUGAGGAUACACACACACACUGAGGAUACACACACACACUGAGGAUACACACACACACUGAGAAUACAC
Cyclopterus lumpus (lumpfish) is the source of this 1236-nucleotide messenger RNA. Its product is annotated as endonuclease domain-containing 1 protein-like. NCBI's taxonomy places the organism in Eukaryota, Metazoa, Chordata, Actinopteri, Perciformes, Cyclopteridae. The transcript has 2 exons. Gene Ontology annotation, molecular function: metal ion binding; nucleic acid binding; hydrolase activity. The coding region runs from base 228 to 1133 and encodes 301 amino acids. The record is from RefSeq and is a predicted model, not a curated record.